AUGCAAGAGAGAAAGGACUGUGGAAAGCUGGGAAUCAAUGCUGUGGAAUGCCAGACAAAGAGAUGCUGUUUUGAUGCAAGCAUCAAAGGUGUUCCCUGGCGAUUCAUUCCCUACUCAAAGCCAGAUACAUGUGAAUGUGCUAUGGACAUAAAGGAAAGAAAGAACCAUGGUUAUUCAGGCAUUUCAGAAAAAUAAUGACAAACUAAGGGCUGUUGUUUUGAUUCAGAAUACCCAAGUGUACCCUGGUGUUUCCAUCCUCGAAUAAAAAAAGAUAACAUACUUCUAUGA
Messenger RNA from Gopherus flavomarginatus (Mexican gopher tortoise), 288 nucleotides. RefSeq names its product trefoil factor 2-like. NCBI's taxonomy places the organism in Eukaryota, Metazoa, Chordata, Testudines, Testudinidae. The record is from RefSeq and is a predicted model, not a curated record. The transcript is spliced from 3 exons. Gene Ontology annotation, biological process: maintenance of gastrointestinal epithelium.